Podarcis raffonei (Aeolian wall lizard) is the source of this 5590-nucleotide messenger RNA. RefSeq names its product tetratricopeptide repeat domain 21B (gene TTC21B). Gene Ontology annotation, biological process: protein localization to cilium; intraciliary retrograde transport. Bases 262 to 4212 code for a protein of 1316 amino acids. Gene Ontology annotation, cellular component: intraciliary transport particle A. The record is from RefSeq and is a predicted model, not a curated record. NCBI's taxonomy places the organism in Eukaryota, Metazoa, Chordata, Lepidosauria, Squamata, Lacertidae. Gene Ontology annotation, molecular function: protein binding. The transcript is spliced from 29 exons.
CAUCCAGCGCUGCGUCCAGCUCCGAAGAUACGCCGUCCCGUCCACGGGAGCUCGCGCCGUAAUAAAAGCAUCGCGCUUUUCAAGAUGCCCCCGGAGCGAAGGCUCGGCGAGGGAUGGUUUGGGUUUUUUUUUUCCCUUGCGGCAACGAAUUAGUAGGGCGAGGAGGACCCGCCCGGCGAGGCCCGCCUUCCCUUCCUCAGGCGCCUCCCCUGGACGCUGCUGCAGUCGCGUUAGCAACCAGGGCCGCUGCUUCCGGCAGCCAUGGAUCCUUCCUUGCUGCAGACACUCAUUAAUUACUAUUGCCAAGAAGGCUACUUUCGUCACAUUCAGACACUUGCCAGCGAAGGCCUCAAGUUGUUUGGCAAUGACCCAAGCUUCGUUUUUUACCGCAUUUAUGGCAGGCUGAUGGAAGGGCACAUUCAAGAGGCUCUUCUCGACCUCGAACCUCUUAAAAACAAGCAGGACGUAUCCCUCUGCACAAUGAUGGCAAUGAUCUAUGCCCAUAAAAAGAGCCCAAAUCCAGAUCGAGAAGCCAUUGUGGAGCUGGAUGCCAAGCUGAAGGAGCAACGCAAAGUAGCAGGGCAGCAGGCGUUGUAUUUUGCAGGCUUGUUCUUGUGGCAUAUUGGGCGCCACGAGAAAGCCCGCGAAUACGUUGACAGAAUGAUCAAGAUCUCGAAUGGCAGCACAGAGGGAUUGAUUUUGAAAGGGUGGCUUGAUGUCACCUCUGGAAAAGAAGCAAGUAUUAAAAAAGCUGUGAAAUACUUUGAUGAAGGGCUGCAAAAUGGAAACGAUACCUUUGGCCUGAUGGGUAAAGCACAAUAUUUUGAAAUGCGCCAGAAUUACUCAGGAGCUUUGGAGAUGGUAAAUCAAAUAAUAGCCCACGCGCCACAAUUCCUUCCUUCUUUUAUAAAGAAAAUGAAGCUGCAGCUGGCUCUGCAAGAAUGGGAACAGGCAAACGAGACUGCACAGAGGUUGUUGCAGAAAGAUGCUCUUAAUUUGGACGCUUUAAAAAUGGAGGCCAUUCAUUAUUUGUGUAGGGAAGGAAAUAUACCUGAGGCUUCCUCAAAGUUGGAAGAUUUGAUUAGUGCGUUGGAUAAGUUGGAACCACAUAACCCCCAGCUCUUCUGCAAAACGGCGUUGGUGUUCAGCAGAACUUGUGGCCGCAACCCACUGAUCCUUCAGCAGACUCAGACUUUGGUGGAACGAGCUUUCAGCUUAGACCCCCACAAUGCAGAUAUCGCUACAGAGCUUGGCUACCAGAUGAUUUUGCAGGGGAAAACGAAGGAGGCCUUAAAAUGGUACAAGACUGCCAUAGCUCUCGACGAAACAAGCGUUCCCGCACUAACUGGAAUUAUCCGGAGCCAGCUAAUGGAAGGGAAGCUAGACGAUGUAGAGCAGCAGUUGGAGUUCCUGAACGAAAUCCAACAGUCUAUCGGGAAAUCAGCAGAAUUAUCUUACUUGCGUGCAGUGUUGGCUAUGAAGAAAAACAAAAGACAAGAGGAAGUUAUUACUUUAUUGAACGAUGUGCUUGAUACUCAUUUUUCCUCAUUGCAAGGCUUACCUCUUGGUGUAGAAUAUUUUGAAAAAUUAAAUCCUGACUUUUUGAUAGAGAUUAUUAAGGAGUAUCUUAGCUUUUGCCCAACGCAGCCUGCAGGUCGAGGACAACCUCCAUCCCCGCUUCUCAAGCCUUGUGCGUCCGUCCUUGAAACUGUGGUUAAAACUGUUCCUGGUCUCCUGGAAGCCGCCUAUUUAGUUGCAAAGGUGAAGUAUUUGGCAGGUAACACUGAAGCAUCCCAGAGCAUCUUGCAGCACUGCAUAGAACAGAAUCCAUCACACGCAGAUGCCCAUCUCCUUAUGGCUCAAGUGCAUUUGUUGCAAAACAACUUCAAACUCUGUUCUCAGUCUCUGGAACUCUGCCUAAGCUAUAACUUUGAGGUCAGAGAGCAUCCUGUGUACCACUUAAUAAAAGCUCGAGCCCAAAUAAAGAUGGGGGAAAUAGCAGAAGCUGUUAAAACUCUGCAGAUGGCAAUGAACUUGCCUGGAAUGAGAGCCGCCGCACCUUCCUCAAAGUCAAAAACAAAGAGGAUUGAAAUUGACGGGAGUGAUCGUGUGUCCGUCUAUCUGGAACUAGUAGAUGCUCAUCGGUUGAAUGGCGAACAGCACGAAGCCAUUAAAGUCCUCCAAGAUGCUAUCAACGAAUUUUCUGGCACCCCAGAAGAACUGAGAGUUAUGCUUGCUAAUGCAGACCUAGCCCUUGCGCAAGGCGAUGUGGAAGCGGCUUUGACGAUGCUCAGGAAUAUAACCCCAGAGCAGACUUACUUUGUUCAAGUCAAAGAGAAAAUGGCAGAGAUCUAUCUGGAGCACAGGAAGGAUAGGAAGCUAUAUGCAAGCUGUUACAGAGACCUGGUGGAGAAACUUCCAAGUUCUCACACCUUUCUUCUCCUUGGUGAUGCAUAUAUGAAUAUCCAGGAGCCUGAAGAAGCCAUCGUGAUAUAUGAACAGGCUUUGAAGUUGAAUCUAAAGGAUGGAGCAUUGGCUCGCAAAAUUGGGAAUGCCUUGGUCAAGACUCAUAAGUAUACAAAGGCAAUCAAUUAUUAUGAAGCGGCUCUGAAAACUGGGCAGCAGAAUUUCCUUUCUUACGACCUGGCAGAGCUAUUGCUGAAAUUGAACCAGUAUGAAAAAGCAGUAAAAGUCCUUCAACAGGUUUUGGAUCAUGAGUCUGUAAAUGAUUUGUCCUCUCUGAUGGAAGAUACGCGUUACCAUGUUCUUCUGGCAAAGGUGUACAGCAAAAUGGACAGGACGGACGAUGCUGUUGUUUCCUUACAACAGGCUCAGGAACUGCAGGCCAGAGUAUUGAAGCGGAUUCAGAUAGAGCAGCUGGACGCGGUUCCUGUUCAGAAGCAACUAGCAGCUGAAAUUUGUGCAGAGAUAGCAAAGCAUUCAGCGGCCCAGCGGAACUAUGAGAAAGCAAUUAAAUUCUACAAAGAAGCUCUUGUUCAUUGUGAAACGGACAACAAGGUGAUGCUGGAACUAGCCCGUUUGUACCUUGCACACGAUGAUGUGGAUGCAUGCCAGCGCCAGUGUGCUCUGUUGCUGAAGAGUGAUCCAGAUAAUGCGCCAGCUGCCAUGAUGAUGGCUGACCUCAUGUUCAGGAAACAGGACUACGAACAAGCGGUGUUUCAUUUCCAGCAGCUUUUGGAACGCAGCCCAGAUAAUUAUGCAACGCUAUCACGUUUAAUUGACCUGUUAAGAAGAGCUGGAAAGCUAGAAGAAGUUCCAAGAUUUAUUGCCAUGGCUGAGAAACAUUCCCCCAGGACAAAACUGGACCCAGGUUUUCACUAUUGCAAAGGAUUGUAUCUUUGGUACACUGGCGAACCAAAUGAUGCGCUUCGACAUUUUAACAAAGCGAGGAAAGACAAUGACUGGGGACAAAACGCUGUUUAUAAUAUGAUUGAAAUCUGCUUGAACCCUGACAAUGAAACAGUGGGAGGUGAAGUGUUUGAACAUCUGGACGGUGACGCAAAUAGCUCAACAGAGAAGCAAGAGUCUGUGCAGCUGGCUGUGAGAACAGCAGAGAAGCUCUUAAAAGAACUGAAGCCCCAGACAGCUCAAGGCCAUGUGCAGCUCCGCAUCAUGGAAAACUACUGCCUUGUGGCAACCAAACAAAAAUCAAAUGUUGAGCGAGCGCUAAACGCCUUUACAGAAAUUGUGGUUGAUGAGAAAGAUCACAUCCCAGCACUUUUGGGAAUGGCCACGGCUUACAUGAUCUUAAAACAAACCCAGCGAGCCAGGAACCAGUUGAAGCGCAUUUCAAAGAUGAACUGGAAUCCCGUUGAUGCAGAAGAGUUUGAAAAAAGUUGGCUUCUCCUCGCUGACAUUUUCAUUCAGUCUUCAAAAUACGAUAUGGCUAGUGACCUGUUAAAACGGUGCCUUCGUCAUAACAGGUCUUGUUGCAAAGCUUAUGAAUAUAUGGGAUACAUAAUGGAGAAAGAACAAGCAUAUAAGGAUGCAGCUGCGAACUAUGAGAUGGCCUGGAAAUAUGGAAACCAAACAAAUCCAACAAUUGGUUUCAAGUUGGCAUUUAAUUACCUGAAAGCCAAGAGAUACAUUGAUGCAAUCAAUGUUUGUCAUAAGGUUUUAGAACAGCAUCCAAACUACCCCAAGAUCAGAAAGGAAAUACUUGAUAAGGCACGCGUAGCAUUAAGAACUUGAACAAUAUUGUAUGUAUUUAUCUUAAAUGGGGGGGCAAACACAGAAAGGUCUGUAAAACUAUCUGUGUAGCUACAUGCUCAGUUAGUUCCCAUUGAAAAAAGUGGAGAGUACUUUUAGAUUAUCUGUCUUCUGGAAGAGGCAGUUUUAGCACAUAGAGUGUUCAGCAAAUUUAAAAGAUAAUCAGUGUCUGUUACUACCCACCUGUAGGUAUUGGCUACAGUCCAAAUAAAUCACUUUGGUGUAAGGGAACAACAGCCACAGCUGGAACGUCCUUUGAAGGUUGCUCUGUGACAGAGAGAGUUCCCAGCUGCACCCUCCUUCGCUGGCCUUCGAACAUCACCCUCGUAAAGGUGAUUUAUUUGGAGUACGGCCAUGCUUUUGAAAUGGUGUAUAAUCGGGGUCCUCAAAGGCAGCGGGGGGAAAGACCGCGAGAAUGCUUUAUUUGUGUCUCACACUUCUGUUUUCUUUUUGCAAAACGUUUUCCCAGCUGGAAUCCUAGAUCAAGUAGACCAAAAAUCCCUUCCCCUACCCCAGUUUAUUUUACCAAUGACUAAUUUAUUUUGCUAUUGUAUACUACAGAAAUCAUUACAUAAUUGCGCAAGGUGCCAGUAGUUCCCUAAGGAUUUAUUUACUGAUUACAUACGCAACUUGCCAUUCUUUUGAGAUGUUCAGUCUCAACCAUUUGGCAAGGUGGGUUAAGCUGAAACGAUGUCUCAUCCCCAUAGGCUAUCCUACUGAACGGGAGGAAUUUGAAUUUCAUUCUACCACAUUUAUUUAUUAGCUAACGAUAUUUGCAUGCUACUCUGCAAUUAUUAUUAUUUUAUAAUUCAUUAAAAUGAUUUUAAAAUACAAUAUAAAAGAAUUAAAAAUACAAUUACAACAAAGCACCUCUUGGCAGAUAGAGAAAGCAGUAAAAUCAGGGACAGACCAAUUUAAAAACUUUAGCAAACCAGGGUUCUCACAGUUUGAAACACUUUGAUUGAAGAUCUAGUUGUCCUCCAUGCUUAAAGCUCCAAAGUAGUAUUAUUACUAGAACUUCUAGUAGAAACGACAACGUAUUUUACUUCAUUUGUAUAAUUCAUUAUUUGGAUUAUUGUGUAAAACUGUCUUUCAAGUGAUUAUUGUUUAUGUAGCCUCAAAGAAUUCCCAUGGCUUUUUCUGAGAGGCUUGUUUCAGUGCCUGCAAUAUAGCAUGUAGGCCAUAAUUCAAGUGGACAGAGAUAUGCCUCACCUUUUGUAAACACUAUAUUUACAUAUGCUUUUAUCAUAUGAUUUGCAUUGUUUUAUGAAUUUUGGUAUUUUUCAUGUAAACUGUACUGAAUUACUAAUUCGAAAAGAAUGUAUCAAUGUCUUACAUAAAAUAAAUAUAUUUCUUCAAA